AUGUCUACCAGCUCGAGCGACCCGUUCUUCAACUUCACGAAGUCGAGCUUCAGGAGCGCGGCGGCGCAGAAGGCCUCGGCGACUUCUCUGCCGCCGCUGCCUGGUCCCGACAAGAAAGUCCCUGGAAUGGACAUCAAGUACGACGUUGUCAUAGUAGGCUCCGGACCGAUUGGAUGCACCUAUGCCCGUGAGCUCGUCGAAGCCGGUUACAAGGUCGCGAUGUUCGACAUCGGAGAGAUCGACUCCGGCCUGAAGAUCGGUGCCCACAAGAAGAACACUGUCGAAUACCAGAAGAACAUUGACAAGUUUGUGAACGUCAUUCAGGGUCAAUUGAUGUCUGUUUCCGUUCCCGUCAAUACCCUCGUGAUCGAUACGCUCAGCCCGACGUCUUGGCAAGCUUCAUCGUUCUUCGUCCGUAACGGCUCGAACCCAGAGCAGGACCCGCUUCGUAACCUCAGUGGUCAGGCGGUCACACGCGUCGUCGGGGGAAUGUCCACGCAUUGGACUUGCGCGACACCCCGCUUUGACCGCGAGCAGCGCCCACUGCUCGUGAAGGAUGACACGGACGCCGACGACGCCGAGUGGGACCGGCUGUACACCAAGGCCGAGUCGUACUUCAAGACCGGGACGGACCAGUUCAAGGAGUCGAUCCGCCACAACCUCGUGCUCAACAAGCUCGCGGAGGAAUACAAAGGUCAGCGCGACUUCCAGCAGAUCCCGCUGGCGGCAACGCGCCGCAGUCCGACCUUCGUCGAGUGGAGCUCGGCGAACACCGUGUUCGACCUCCAGAACAGGCCGAACACGGACGCGCCGAAUGAGCGCUUCAACCUCUUCCCCGCGGUCGCAUGUGAGCGCGUCGUGCGCAACACGUCGAACUCCGAGAUCGAGAGUCUGCACAUCCACGACCUCAUCUCAGGCGACCGCUUCGAAAUCAAGGCAGACGUGUUUGUUCUCACAGCCGGGGCGGUCCACAACGCGCAGCUUCUCGUGAACUCUGGCUUUGGACAGCUGGGCCGGCCGGACCCCGCGAACCCGCCGCGGUUGCUGCCUUCCCUGGGAAGCUACAUCACCGAGCAGUCGCUCGUCUUCUGCCAGACCGUGAUGAGCACCGAGCUCAUCGACAGCGUCAAGUCCGACAUGAUCAUCAGGGGCAACCCUGGUGAUCCGGGGUAUAGCGUCACGUACACGCCGGGCGCGUCGACCAACAAGCACCCGGACUGGUGGAACGAGAAGGUGAAGAACCACAUGAUGCAGCACCAGGAGGACCCGCUCCCGAUCCCGUUCGAGGACCCCGAGCCCCAGGUCACCACCCUGUUCCAGCCGUCGCACCCGUGGCACACCCAGAUCCACCGCGACGCUUUCAGUUACGGUGCGGUGCAGCAAAGCAUCGACUCGCGUCUCAUCGUCGACUGGCGCUUUUUCGGAAGGACGGAGCCCAAGGAGGAAAACAAGCUCUGGUUCUCGGACAAGAUCACCGACACGUACAACAUGCCGCAGCCGACGUUCGACUUCCGCUUCCCGGCAGGCCGCACGAGCAAGGAGGCGGAGGACAUGAUGACCGACAUGUGCGUCAUGUCGGCGAAGAUUGGUGGCUUCCUGCCCGGCUCUCUCCCGCAAUUCAUGGAGCCCGGUCUUGUCCUUCACCUCGGUGGUACGCACCGCAUGGGCUUCGAUGAGCAGGAGGACAAGUGCUGCGUCAACACGGACUCCCGCGUGUUCGGCUUUAAGAACCUUUUCCUCGGCGGCUGCGGCAACAUUCCCACCGCGUACGGCGCGAACCCGACGCUCACCGCAAUGUCGCUCGCGAUCAAGAGUUGCGAGUACAUCAAGAACAACUUCACACCGAGCCCUUUCACAGAUCAGGCUCAGUGA
Molecule: messenger RNA, 1872 nt
Organism: Trametes versicolor FP-101664 SS1
Lineage: Eukaryota; Fungi; Basidiomycota; Agaricomycetes; Polyporales; Polyporaceae
Product: pyranose 2-oxidase
Exons: 16
Coding region: 1-1872 (623 amino acids)
Molecular function (GO): pyranose oxidase activity; flavin adenine dinucleotide binding
Source: RefSeq, a predicted model, not a curated record